ACAUUUUAUAUUAGCAAAUUUGAAUCAUUUUAUCAUUUCAAUUUGAAUCUAAGCAGAAAUUGUAAUAAUUUAAACAUGAAUUCCAAAUUUCGAGGUACUUUGCUUGGUGUGCUUAUAGGAGAUUGUUGUGGUGCUGUGUUUGAAGGAGAAGUUUUAGAUGCUGGUCAAAAAUUCGUGUUGCGGAAGUUUAUUAAUAAGCUUGAAGGAGUAUCCUUUACAGCACCACGUCAAAAGUACACUGACGACACAGCGAUGACAAAAUCGGUAGCGAGAUGUCUAUUGAAGUAUGACGAGAAAAGCUAUCAGAAAAAUCUCGCUGUGGAUUUUGUUAAAGAAUAUUGUUCAUCAACAACAUCGAGAGGAUAUGGCGAUGGAGUGCAAAGAUUACUUGUUACUUUAAGAAAGGAAAAGUUUGAAGAUUUGUUGGGACCUGCACGAAAUCAAUUCAAUGGCACAGGAAGCUUUGGAAAUGGCGCUGCAAUGAGAAUUUCCCCAGUUUCUCUUUAUUGCGUUAAUAAAUCCGAUGACUUUCUCUUUGAUCUUGUUGGAAAAACUUCUGAAAUCACACAUGCAAAUGUUAUCGGCAUCAACGGUGCCAUUUUGCAAGCUUUGGCAAUUCGUGAAGUCUUAAAACUGGAAUCUGACGAUCUUGAUGUCAAUAAUUACGUUACAAACCUCUUAGAAUCGUUCAAGAAGAUUGAAAAAGGAGAAGACGAAUUUGGCAUUCAUGAACAAAAAUUCUACACAGAACAACUCGAAGGAAUGAGAAAACUUCUUAACAAAGAAAUUCUUCCAUCAGAUGAAGAAGUCGUCAACAUUCUUGGUCACUCAGUCAACGCACUUUAUUCCGUACCUACAGCAAUUUACUGCUUCUUGAGAAACGUCAACUUAUUGAAAGGCAACAGAGAAAAAUUAUUUCGAUCAACUCUCGAAUAUGCAAUUUGUCUUGGCGGUGACACUGACACCAUCGCAUCAAUGGCUUGUUCUCUUGUUGGCGCUUUCACAGGUGAUUCAAUCAUCGCAAAGAAUUUAAUCAAACAUUGUGAAAGUUCCGAAGAAAUCAUUGAACUUUCUGAUAAACUUUAUGAAAUUGUUUUCUCAGAAAUUUUUAAAAAGGACUUGCACUUGAAUGAUGAAAAAAUGAAUUAAUAAACAAACAAACAAAAAGAAAUAAUAAAUGAAAUAAAAAGUAAAUUUAGUUAAACCAAAAAAAAAGGA
Messenger RNA from Clunio marinus, 1218 nucleotides. The record is from the annotation of a GenBank genome assembly. NCBI's taxonomy places the organism in Eukaryota, Metazoa, Arthropoda, Insecta, Diptera, Chironomidae.